GUUUUUCAGUGUAGUGGCUUACCCAUUUUAAGCUUCAUCCUGCCAAUACCCAACCACACCCGCACAAACGUACAGCCGUUAAGAUUCCAUCUCCGAUGAACUCCAUCGCCUUGCAAGGCGUUAAAGCCUUCCAGCUUCGGCCGCACGUUCACGUUCGCCGCAGAAACACCAAGGUUUUCAAACCCAACCUCACAGACUUCUCAUGUCCUUCGCGACGAUUACACAUCCUCUGCCCAUGGAAAACCCCCGAUUUUGAGUUUUCAGUUUAUGCGCACGUCAUUCGAUGCUCGAUGCUGGAAGGUAGAGUCUUGGAGCUUGAGGAUGCAGCUUUAUUAGUUUCAACUUGUAUUACUCGGACAUUGCCUCCAGCUUUGACACUGGAGCAGGGGUUAGAGAAAAUUGAGGAAGCUAUUGCGGAAAUAAAGGAAAACCCUCCUUCUAGCGCUUUUGGGCUGUUAAGAUUUCAGGUUGCAGUGCCACCUAGUCUGAAGUCACUGAGCUGGUUUUGCUGUCAGCCGGAGACAUCUGCGGUGUUCCCAUUAUUUUUUCUUUCCAAGGACGGGGAUCAUCAAACAUAUAAAUCGCUUGCUUUGGGUAGAACCCAUGGUGUCUUUGGAAUUGGGUCUGCAAUCAUCUUUAAGGUUCAAUCUUCAUCCACUGCAGGAAGAUUGAGUGAAAUGGGCAGAUAUGUGUACAUUGAUCCAAAACAAAUAGUGGCUUAUGGAAUUUUUGGUACUGGUUCUGAUAAAAAGUCAUCAUCCAUGAAGCAUGAGGCUGGUUCAGGUUACUUUUUUAUACCCCAGAUUACUCUAGAUGAGGUUGAAGGUACUUCAGUCUUGGCAGUGCAACUGGCAUGGAAUAAUGCCUCUAUGUGCACCCUUGAAGAGGCUCUUCGAGCCUAUGAUGUCUGUCUUCUCCAGGCCAAACAAAGCUGUUUCAUUAAAUCAGGUGGAUGCAGCAGCAAAUACAUCAGCAGUACUCUUCGGAAAUUUAACAUAAUAGAGGACAAGAAUAUUGAAAUGGUAUGCAUCAGUCCACUUGAGCUGGUUAGAUAUUCUCUUGGACCAUGCAAUUUUGAACUGAAAGACACUUCCUGCGGUUCCCAACAGUUCUUCAUGAGGCUCUCACCCUCAUUAACUAUUGCAAAUGACAUGAGUCACUACAAUAAUCUAAAUGAAGUUGAGUACCUAAUGCAAAAAUGUGACAACAUUAAUUUCUUGUGGGCAUCUCUUAUAAUUGAAGAAUGCAGCCGACUUGGUUUAAUGUAUUUUUGUAUAGCUCCAGGAUCGAGGUCAUCUCCCCUAGCAAUUGCUGCAUCUACUCAUCCAACUGCAACAUGUAUUGCAUGCAUAGAUGAGCGCUCCCUUUCAUUUCAUGCUGUUGGUUAUGGCAAAGGUUCUCACAAACCAGCGGUUGUCAUAACAUCAUCUGGCACAGCAGUUUCAAAUCUUUAUCCUGCUAUUGUUGAGGCAAGUCAAGAAUUUGUCCCUCUUCUUGUACUUACAGCAGAUCGUCCUCCAGAGCUGCAAGAUGUUGGAGCAAACCAAGCCAUCAAUCAGGUCCCCCCAAAUAAUUUGAUGUCAAUCACUUUGGUCAAUUUGUAAGACACUUUUUUAGUUUCCCUACUCCAAGUGAUGAGAUUUCUGCAAGGAUGUUGCUUACUACAGUUGACUAUGCCGUUGAUAUUGCAACCUCUUUGCCAUGUGGUCCCGUCCAUAUCAAUUGCCCAUUUCGUGAACCACUAGAUAGUAGUCCAAAACCAUGGGAACGUAGUUGUUUAAGUGGGUUAAAUGUUUGGAUGUCAACGGCUAAACCAUUUACUCGCUACUUUAAAGUCCAACAUCCAUUUGAUUGCAGCUACGCUGACAACGAUAUGGCUGAGGUUUUGCAAGUGAUACAAAUGGCAAAAAAGGGCCUUUUAUUGUUUGGAUCUAUUCAUGGAGAAGAUGAUGUGUGGGCAGCUCUUCUACUAGCCAAACACCUUUCAUGGCCAGUUGUAGUUGACAUAUUGUCAGGUCUACGAUUGAGGAAGUAUAUUGAUCAUAUUCCUGAAAUUGACAAUGAAGUCUUGUUCAUUGAUCAUCUAGACCAUUUGCUCCUAUCAGAUUCAGUCAAAGAGUUCAUGCAAGCUGAUGUCAUAAUUCAGAUUGGAAGUCGUAUUACAAGUAAGCGCAUCUCAGAAAUGCUAGAGAGUUGCUUUCCAUGCUCAUAUAUUAUGGUUGACAAACACCCAAGUCGCCACGAUCCUAUGCAUAUUGUGACACAUAGAGUCCAAAAUAUUAUUCAUUUCACUAACUAUUUACUCAAAGCUUUUGUACCACGUUCUGCCAACCAAUGGAGACACUUUCUGCAAACACUGAGUACCACGGCUGGUUGGGAGAUAUCCUUGCAAAUCACUUCUGAGAUUUCUCUGACUGAACCUUAUGUUGCCAACACCAUUCUGGAUGUUAUUUGCUGUGGAUCUGCAAUCUUCUUUGGAAACAGCAUGCCGAUUCGGGAUGCUGACAUGUAUGCACGGAAUACACCACAAAGUCACCAUAAUUUGGCUAUCAAGUUGGGCUCAGGUUCAUGUCACUAUAUACAAGUUGGUUCCAAUAGAGGAGCUAGUGGUAUUGAUGGCGUGCUAAGCACUGCCAUUGGUUUUGCUGUUGGCUGCAACAAAAGAGUAAUUUCUGUACUUGGAGAUGUUUCCUUUCUGCAUGACACAAAUGGAUUGUCCUUGUUGAGAGAACAGAUUCCACGAAAACCAAUGACAAUACUGGUCAUAAACAACCAUGGUGGUGCAAUCUUCAGUUUUCUCCCUGUGGCAGCUAAGACCGAAAGAAACAUUUUAGACCAGUACUUUUACACAUGUCAUGAUGUUUCGGUGCAGAAUCUAUGUCUGGCACAUGGUGUGAAACAUGUGAAAGUAAGUACAAAGAUGGACUUAAGAGAUGCUUUAUUGACAUCUAAAUCACAACAUGUAGAUUGUGUCAUAGAAGUUAAUAGCUCCAUUGAGGACAAUGCACACUUUCAUAGUACUUUGAGAAAAUUUACAUGGCAAGCAAUGAAUCAUGCUAUGGACAGCCUUUCAAGGAUUUCAAUUCCAGAUUCUAUAUUUAAUGGCUCUGUGCUCUACGAAGUUGGUAAAAUGGAAUAUUCACUUUACAGAGUUCAGUUGUGUUCGCCUCCUACUUCAGCUUCAGCCAAUAACAAAUCUUCUGCCUUCUUCCGAGAAGGCUUUAUAAUAAGUUUGUCACUUACUGAUGGUAGCAUUGGCUUUGGCGAGGUUGCGCCUCUAGAGAUUCACAAAGAAAACCUGUUUGAUGUUGAAGAGCAACUUCUAUUCCUCACUCACGCCAUAGGCGGCGUAACAAUAAAACAGUUUCUUCCUUUGUUGAAGGGUUUAUUCUCUUCUUGGUUGUGGCGUUCUUUAGGAAUUCCGACAGGUUCAAUAUUUCCUAGCGUCCGAUGUGGCCUGGAAAUGGCUGUCCUCAAUGCUAUUGGAGCUAGUGAAGGUUCAAGCUUGUUGAAUAUAUUAUGUCCUCAAACAGUGGAGUUUCCUGGGAGGUCAUUAUUAGAUGUCAAAAUUUGUGCACUUCUUGACUCUAAUGCCCCCCCUGAAGAGAUCGCUAGUAUAGCAGCUGAUCUUGUUAAUGAGGGGUUUGCAGCUUUAAAGCUAAAGGUUGCACGACAUCAUGACCCCAAUUAUGAUGCAUUAGUUAUACAAGAGAUAAGAAAGAAAGUAGGUGAGGAAGUUGAAAUUCGGGCUGAUGCGAACAGGAACUGGUCCUAUGAAGAAGCCAUUCAAUUUGCCCAUUCUGUAAAGAAUUGUUGUCUGCAGUAUAUUGAGGAACCUGUUAAAAAUGAAGAUGAUAUUAUCAGGUUUUAUGAAGCAACUGGCUUACCUGUGGCACUUGAUGAAACCAUCAACACUGAUAGAGAAAAUCAGUUUGAAUUGCUCUCGAAGUACACACAUCCUGGGAUAGUUGCAUUUGUAAUCAAGCCAAGUGUAAUUGGUGGCUUUGAAAAUGCAGCAUUGGUUGCCCGAUGGGCUCAGCUGCUGGGGAAGAGUGCUGUUAUCAGUGCCACAUAUGAAACUUCAUUGGGUUUAUCAGCGUAUGUUCAAUUCUCAUAUUUUAUUGACCUUCAAAACCUAGAUAUACUCCGGAUAGCUAAUAAGGAAGUGAGGCCGUCAAUUGCCCAUGGCCUUGGAACUUACAAAUGGUUCAAGGAAGAUGCGAGCACACAGAAUUUAGUAACUCGCCGUAAUUCAACCAAUGGCUUUAUGGGGUCACCUAUUGCUGAUGCAGAUAGACUCCUGAAGGAGUUUCAGUUCAAUAAGAAUGCACUUGUUCGGGAUUUUGCUCAUGUUGAAGUUCAAACAUAUCAGCAGAAAAUUUAUCUAGACAGUGUCUCCAUCUCUAUUAAUGUCCAUGAGAUUGGGCCAAGUGAAAAUGAUAUUGUUCUAGUUUUUCUGCAUGGUUUCCUUGGAACUGGUGAAGAUUGGAUCCCAAUCAUGAAAGCCAUUUCGGGCUCUGCCAGAUGCAUCUCAAUUGACCUCCCGGGCCACGGAGCCUCACAUUUUGUAGAUUGGGUUGGUGAAAAUGCUAUGGCCGAAUCAACUUUUUCAAUUGAAGCCAUUGUCACAAUAUUGUGCGAUUUGUUUGACUAUUUACAUCUUAAGAAAGUGAUCCUUGUUGGGUACUCCAUGGGAGCCAGGAUUGCUUUAUACAUGUCACUAAGAUGCAGUGCAAUGAUUGAAGGAGCUGUCAUAGUCUCUGGAAGUCCCGGAUUGAAAGAUUUAGCUGAACGAGAAAUGCGUAGGGCUAAGGAUGACUUUACUGCAUCUUUCCUGGUUUCUUCAGGUCUGGAAUCUUUCCUGGACAUUUGGUAUGCUGGUGACCUCUGGAAUAGUUUAAGAUGUCAUCCACAUUUCAAGAAAAUAGUUUCCAACCGCUUGCGACAUGCUAAUCUGGAAACUCUUGCCAGGGUUCUAUCUGACUUGAGCAUUGGCAGGCAGCCAUCAUUGUGGGAUGACCUGAAGCGCUGCGAACUACCACUUGUGUUCAUUGUUGGAGAAAGAGAUGCUAAGUUCAAGGCCAUUGCCCAGAAGAUGCAUGACACAAUCACGGAUCAAAAUGGAAGUGGUGAGCAUUGGUCUGAAAUAGUUGAAAUUCCUUAUUGUGGGCAUGCUGCACAUCUUGAGAACCCUCUGCCUGUUAUCAGUGCAAUAAGCCGUUUUUUGAGAAAGUUGAAGAACUAAAAAAGAAACAGAUAAUUUUUUUCAGAAAGUUGAAGAGCUAAAAAAGAAACAAAUAAUUUCAACUUCGACCUACCCAAAUCGUUCACAGAUUCUGGUGGUACAAUACAGAGUAAUAUGCGAGUGAUUAGCUUCAUUAUGUUUUUGUUCAUAUUUUAAUUUAGUUUCAUUUUCAUUUGUCUUCUCACAGUAUUCAUGGAAACAUUUUAUUGCGACAUACUGAAAUGAGCAUGUGUUGCAUUAGAGAUGAACGUGAGAUUGUGAAAUAGUGAUGCUAUAUGUAUUUCUCUUUAUGGAUUGGAUACGUUAAGUUUCAUCUUUAAUGGAAGUAAGGAUGGCA
This is a messenger RNA of Cuscuta epithymum, 5582 nucleotides long. NCBI's taxonomy places the organism in Eukaryota, Viridiplantae, Streptophyta, Magnoliopsida, Solanales, Convolvulaceae. The record is from the annotation of a GenBank genome assembly.